AUGGCUCAUAGGAAAUUACAGCAGGAGGUCGAUAGGGUCUUUAAAAAAAUCAAUGAGGGUUUAGAAAUCUUCAAUAGUUAUUACGAAAGACAUGAAUCGUGUACAAACAAUCCUUCCCAGAAAGACAAGCUAGAGUCUGAUUUGAAAAGGGAGGUCAAGAAACUGCAAAGGCUAAGGGAACAGAUAAAAUCGUGGCAAAGUUCGCCGGAUAUUAAAGAUAAAGAUUCUCUUCUGGAUUAUAGAAGAUCUGUAGAGAUAGCGAUGGAGAAAUAUAAAGCCGUGGAAAAGGCAUCUAAAGAGAAAGCAUAUUCGAAUAUUAGUCUGAAAAAAUCAGAGACUUUAGAUCCCCAAGAAAGGGAAAGAAGAGAUACGUCUGAGUAUCUAUCUCAGAUGAUUGAUGAGCUGGAAAGGCAGUACGAUUCCCUACAGGUGGAAAUCGAUAAACUAUUACUUCUUAACAAAAAGAAGAAAACGUCUUCUACGUCAAACGAUGAGAAAAAGGAACAGUUUAGGCGGUUUCAAGCGAGGUAUAGGUGGCAUCAGCAACAAAUGGAACUGGCAUUGAGGUUGCUGGCGAAUGAAGAAUUGAAUCCCCAAGAUGUUAAAAAUGUACAGGAUGAUAUAAACUACUUUGUGGAGUCAAAUCAAGAACCGGAUUUUGUGGAAGAUGAAACUAUUUACGAUGGUUUGAAUUUACAGAGCAACGAGGCUAUUGCACAUGAAGUAGCGCAAUAUUUUGCUUCACAAAAUGCUGAGGAUAACAACACGUCUGAUGCCAAUGAAUCUCUUCAAGAUAUAUCAAAACUUUCUAAGAAGGAACAAAGAAAGUUAGAGAGAGAAGCUAAAAAGGCUGCUAAACUCGCAGCAAAAAAUUCAACAGGUUCAGCAAUAAGCGCUCCUGGGCCUUCAUCUACACCGUCACCUGCCCCUAUUCCAGAUGCUCUGAAGGAAACAGAAAGGAGUCUUUCAGCUUCCCCCAUCCAUAAUGUGGCCAAGACUGAGGAGACUAAUAAAGCAUCUUCUAUAAAGAGUCCCAGACCUAGCACUGACAACCAGCUUCCGUCAUUGCAAAAAUCACCAAGCUCAGCUACACCUGAAACUCCCACGAAUGUACAUACGAAUCUUCAUCAAACUCCAAAUGGCAUUACUGGCGCCACUACAUUGAAACCUGCCACUCUUCCUGCGAAACCUGUUGGUGAAUUAAAAUGGGCCGUUGCUGCAUCACAGGCAGUGGAAAAAGAUAGAAAGGUUACUUCUGCAUCGUCCACCAUUUCCAAUACCUCGACGAAGACUCCAACAACAGCAGCUGCUACCACAACAUCUUCCAAUGCUAACAGUAGGAUUGGUAGUGCCUUGAACACACCUAAAAUAUCGACCUCAUCUUUAUCUUUGCAACCUGACAAUACCGGUGCAUCAUCUUCUUCAGCAGCCACUGCUGCUGCUGUUUUAGCUGCUGGGGCAGCAGCUGUGCAUCAAAACAAUCAAGCCUUUUACAGAAAUAUGAACUCAUCGCAUCAUCCUUUGGUUUCUUUGGCUACGAAUAUAAAGUCAGAAUAUGAAAUCACUGAUACGGUGGCAAACCAAAAUGGUACUGAUAAUGCAAAUAAAAAUGUUACGGAACAAAAAGAGGAAGUACCUGCAAUGGAAGUUGAUCAACUGGAAGGACCAACUUUUGGAGUAUUUGAUGAUGAUUUUGAAUCCGAUAGGAAUUUAGAGACAGAAUCAGAGGAUGAAGGACAAUCAAGCAACCCGAAAUACUUGAGUUCUGAACAAAGAGAUGCCAUGACGAAUGAAAUCAAGAAAGAAUUCUUAAGUGAUUUUGAAACUCUGCUGCUACCCAGUGGUGUUCAAGAAUUUAUAAUGAGCUCUGAACUCUAUAAUAGUCGAAUUGAAUCCAAAAUAACGUAUAAAAGAUCCCGAGAUAUGUGCGAAAUUUCUAGGCUAGUCGAAGUACCGCAAGGGGUUAAUCCACCAUCCCCCUUGGAUGCAUUCAGAUCUACUCAGCAGUGGGAUGUGAUGCGUUGUUCAUUGCGGGAUGUUAUUAUAGGUUCAGAAAGACUGAAGGAAGAUUCAUCGUCAAUUUAUGCCAAAAUUCUAGAAAACUUCAGAACUUUAGAGAUGUUCUCAUUAUUUUAUAACUAUUAUUUUGCUAUAACCCCCUUAGAAAGGGAGAUUGCAUACAAAAUCUUAAAUGAGAGAGAUUGGAAAGUUUCAAAAGAUGGCACAAUGUGGUUUUUGAGACAAGGGGAGGUCAAGUUUUUCAACGAAGUUUGUGAAGUUGGUGAUUAUAAAAUAUUUAAAUUAGAUGAUUGGACGGUAAUCGAUAAAAUCAACUUUAGACUGGAUUAUUCAUUUUUGCAACCAACGGUCGAUACAGUGUCUGAGGUCCGUGAUAUGAAUGUUGGCAAUAACGAUGUUAAUGAUCAAAGUAAUGUAACUUUAGAACAACAAAAACAACAAAUUUCUCAUGGUAAACAGCUCUUGAAACAACUGAGACAGGGAAAAAUUAGUGUAUGA
Saccharomyces mikatae IFO 1815 is the source of this 2517-nucleotide messenger RNA. RefSeq names its product CCR4-NOT core subunit NOT3 (gene NOT3). Bases 1 to 2517 code for a protein of 838 amino acids. Lineage: Eukaryota; Fungi; Ascomycota; Saccharomycetes; Saccharomycetales; Saccharomycetaceae. The record is from RefSeq and is a predicted model, not a curated record. Gene Ontology annotation, biological process: regulation of DNA-templated transcription; nuclear-transcribed mRNA poly(A) tail shortening. Gene Ontology annotation, cellular component: P-body; CCR4-NOT core complex; nucleus. The transcript has a single exon.